AUGCCCAUCUGCAUCCACUGCCGCUACCCCGUCUCCAAUCUCUACACAACCUACAGCAAAGCCGACGAUAAAGCGCUUGGCAAGGGUGUCCGGCUCACGCAAUGUCCCCGUUGCAAGCGGUUCGCGGACAAGUACGUUGAGCAUGACUUUGUAGUCCUCUUCAUUGACCUUGUCUUGAUCAAACCGCAAGUCUACCGCCAUCUCCUCUUCAAUCACUGGGAUCGCGAAGAUGACCGCUUCGACUCAUCGAUCAUCCGUUUCGCCGUGCUCCUUUUACUGUUCGACGUCUACCUGACAUGGGCGCGGAUAGAAAAGGCAACCUCAGCGGUUCCGUCCCUGCCGCUCUCGCCACCUCCUCCACUGCCACUGCCUCCAUCGUCAUGGACAAAUGAGACAGCUUCGUACGGAAACAGUACUAGUGCAGUCGGUGCAGCAGGCUCGAGCGGAAGCUUGCUGACAACGCAGCCAAUACUGCUCCAGUACCUCUUCUUCCUCGCCCUGUGCACGCUCGAGACGGUAUCCUUCCACUUACCUCUCCGGGUCCUGCUUUCCCUACGUCUGCCGUCCUCGCUGCGCAAACUCCUACCAAUCCCGUACUACCCUCGUCCGGCCUUGAUAAGCACAGCGCUGCUGGUGAGCUCGUUCACGAAACUGUUCCCUCUGCUGCUGCUCAUCUGGCAGUACGACCUACCAAGCAGCGCCUCAGCAGUAAGCUGGGCGGUCAUCAUCAACAAUGUAGCAGCGCUAGAAAUUUUGCUGGGCUGUGGGUACAUCACCGCGGCAUUACUCUGCGCUGUUGGUGCUGUUUGUCGAGCUGCAGUUGGAUGGGCUAUUCUCCGGGCGGUUGGCAUCGAUGGUGGU
Molecule: messenger RNA, 861 nt
Organism: Baudoinia panamericana UAMH 10762
Lineage: Eukaryota; Fungi; Ascomycota; Dothideomycetes; Mycosphaerellales; Teratosphaeriaceae
Exons: 2
Biological process (GO): regulation of plasma membrane sterol distribution; sterol metabolic process; sphingolipid metabolic process
Cellular component (GO): cortical endoplasmic reticulum; Golgi apparatus
Source: RefSeq, a predicted model, not a curated record